Alosa sapidissima (American shad) is the source of this 2025-nucleotide messenger RNA. RefSeq names its product ETS variant transcription factor 7 (gene etv7). Gene Ontology annotation, cellular component: nucleus. Gene Ontology annotation, biological process: regulation of transcription by RNA polymerase II; cell differentiation. The transcript is spliced from 9 exons. Lineage: Eukaryota; Metazoa; Chordata; Actinopteri; Clupeiformes; Clupeidae. Gene Ontology annotation, molecular function: sequence-specific DNA binding; DNA-binding transcription factor activity, RNA polymerase II-specific. The record is from RefSeq and is a predicted model, not a curated record. Bases 215 to 1363 code for a protein of 382 amino acids.
UCUCUUUCGAUUUCAUUUCCCGGAAGGAUAGCCUACAAAAAAACAUGCGAUCCAGCUAGAAUGCACUGUUGCAGAAUGUGCAUGUAGCUUGUAGUUUUACAAAUUCAAGUUGGAUGUGGGAAAUGGUGAAAUGUAUCACUAAAAGUCAAAAUAAGAAAUAUUGUAGUAUUGGACUGACUAAUCUAGUGUAGCUAGUCUACCCAACCUCUGGAAUAUGAGUGACGGUUCCUCACCGCCACCUUUACUCCAGCAAGAGUAUAGAGGAAACGGAGCACAAAUGGGCAGUCCAAACAUUGCGAGCCCCGUCUGUGGCUCAGAUGAGGAACUUUGUACACUCCCUGGAAGACUCAGGAUAAAUCCAUCACUAUGGGAUAAGAAUGAUGUGAGCCAUUGGUUGCGCUGGGCCCAGAAGGAGUAUUCCCUCCGUAAAACGGAUCAGGAGAAGUUUGAGAUGAAUGGCAAAGCUCUGUGUCUCCUCACCAAAGAAGACUUCCGUCUGCGUAGCCCCAGUUCAGGUGAUGUCUUGUAUGAGCUCCUUCAGUACGUGAAACAGCAGCGUAGGGGAGCACUGUCUGCCACUGGCUCUGAAAACCUCAACAGUCCCACAGUUCCGCCCAGUCACCUACUGACUGCACAUGCACAGACAAGCAGUUACAUAGCCCCUCUAAUCUCAAGCAGGUCUGUUCCUAUUUGCCCAGUAAACCCACACUCAAGAGCAGUAGGCGUGUCCCCGUCUAACCACUACCUGGAUGCUGGGGACGCCUCCUCUUUUCCAUACACCAACCCUGCGCAGCAGGUUCAGCCAGACUUCCAAGGAGGUCUCCAGUUUGCCACAGGAGAGAUAAAGUUCCUGACCACUGGGAACCAGACAGAGGAAAUAAACCCUGCUGGCCGAGAGGAACCUCUGAAUCUGUCCAAUUGGAUAGAUCAACCAGCUAUUGCUUCACAACCCGCAGAAGCCAAUGGGAAGAUAGCAGAUUGCAGAUUCCUAUGGGAUUAUGUUUACCAAUUGCUCUCAGACAAUCGGUAUGAGAGCUUCAUAAAGUGGGAUGAUCCACAAACCAUGGUUUUUAGGAUAGUAGACCCAAAUGGGCUUGCCCGACUAUGGGGGAAUCAAAAGAAUAGGGUUAAUAUGACCUAUGAGAAAAUGUCUAGGGCCCUUCGACAUUACUACAAACUUAAUAUCAUCAAAAAAGAAGCUGGACAAAAACUUCUUUUCAGAUUCCUCAAGACCCCGCAGGAGAUCCUGCAGAGCCGAGUGGACAAGGCAGAGUCUCCAGAGACCCCUUCCUCUCCUGACUAUGUGGGGGAUAAUCUGGAGAUCUCCCUGGAUUCAGUCUCCGACCCACCAAGCCCCAGCUGAGACCGAUGCCCUUCAUAUUAGCACACCCUCAUAUCCCAGCUGAUGAUUGCUGCAAGAAUCUUAAAGCGGCUAUGUGUGUGAAAAAAUGAUGUUUUGAUUAUUUGAACCGUUUAGUAGACAAAAACACCAAUGCUUUGAUUUGCCCAUAUCCACUUAAGUUACUACCAGAAACAGGCCAUCUCUCUUGCAAAGUGAGUCUUCAUCUCAUUUUGUGCCUCAGUGGCGGAGUAUUGAAUACAAUGAAAGCUAAUGGAAGAUUGCCUGCCAUCAGUGCGUUCAAGACAACUUGAAACCUACAGAAUUCUACACAUAACCCCUUUAAGUUUUAAUAUGUUGUAUAUUUGCUUAGAUUGAAUAUAAGGGAACUGUUUUUAUUUCAUCUCAUUUUAUUUCAUUUUGUUGGAUGUGAUUGCAUUAAUCUCAGGGUUUUGUUGAGAGUGGAUAUGUCUUACUUUGCUCUCUGCUGUUUAGCUAUAAAAGCACUAUAGCUAAAGAAAGUUACUAAUGUAUGUUUUCAGAUUUCACUCACACUGGCUUUGCUUAGAGCCCACAUCACAAAGGAAUAAGCAUGCUCACCAAGUCUGUAUUUUGCUGCUUUGGUUCUUUUGCUGGGCAUUCAGGCUACUGGCAUGUUGUGCUGUGAACAGGGUAGGAAUUUCACG